UGUCAGUGUCGGACUGAAUACCAGCAUGGAGCAGUUGUGGCUGCCGGGAACGCAGCCAGCAGCAUAUAAUAAUUUUCGUUGGAACAAGAAAUUCUCGCUGCGUCAACCCGAGCUGUACCCAGAUGAAGACAAGCGGCUACAAAUUGCUUCUAAUGAAUCGGAAAUCGAUGCCUUCCUGGAGUGUUUCAAAUUGGAUUUGGAGCCUCCGGGGCGCUUUCGUGCUCUCAGGGCGUUUUUAGAGUGUGCAAAACGGCAAAAUUCGUUUCGAGCUUCGUCCGCUGGUGAGAACAUGGUUAUUGUUGAUGAUCGUUGUGAUCCCACACCUAUUGUCGCAAUUUCAGGACAUGCAAAUAUUCGUUACGGACGAGCAUGGGAAUCUCUUCAAUACUUGAACAAUCCGCCGCCAGGCCUACAUGUUAAUGUUCAAGCACUCAAAGCCGACGACCUUUCUAGCCAUCUAAAGCAGGAUAGGACAGGAAAAGCAGAAAGAAGACUACUAUUCGUUCUUAAUAUAACUCCAACCAUAGCUCUGUCCGUGAUCAAAAACGUCACAUGCACGCACUUAUCAGAUGUUCGGUCUUUUCUUGCCAGACACGUUGAUUUCAACCCAUAUAUCAACGUUAUACAGUCCCAUGGUUUUGUACUUGAAUUUCACCUUCCCCAUUUCAUACUGCGUACGAAUCAGGUAGCUAGAGAUGACUCCAGAGGGCUGCGGAAAUGCCGUUAUAUGCGACCUCCGAAUUUAAGACAUAUACCUCAAGCAUGUAUCAUCGAAGCCCAAAUUUCCUUUGGAGUGUUUGGUAGUGAUGAGUUCUUUUGGGAAGCUUAUUGCUUCGUGGAUACCUAUGGCAGCGAUCAGGAAUCGAUUGAGCGUUACCUACAGGACAAGCGGGAUGCACCAUCAGGUGGCUCUGUGGCGCAGGAAGCUCCCAUUUGGGAACCACGGUACUACUUUCUAACAGUAUUUUCUGUCCGCCUGGGUCAAGUGACAAUGGAAUGGACAGUUCUGGCACAAGUGUUAGAGAAGGACUUGGACCCAUAUGGAGAAAUUGAUGGGGUUUCCUUGCCCACAUUUAUAGAGAAAGACCCCGGGCUUGAGCGAACCAAGCAACGUACAUGGACUUUGAGCAUCCUACGCCGUCUACGCAAUUCCCUUGCCAAGUUGAUUGCAGCAUGGCAUGCUUUUGAUACGGAACAAAGCUCAUGCUUUGACCUGGAUACACCAGGCGCCCUGGCAGAUAAAUUCCGGGAGAAAUUUUCACUCAUGCGAGGGAAGAUGGCGGAGCUGCGGGCGCUGCAUAUGACCUUGGAGCAGCGGAUCGAGUCCCUCGAGAAACUGUCCGAUGCACUGGUAAAUGCGUCGGCACUCUCAGAGAGCAUCACAGCGACACGGCAGGGAAAUAAUAUUGAAAUACUGACAUACAUUACGAUCAUUUACCUCCCAGUGACACUUAUCACGGGCUGCUAUGGUAUGAACCAGGUUUCGAGUGAUGUAGCAUGGUGGACCUACUGGGUGUCGAUCAGCUGCCUGACCGUUUUCACCGUGUUACUGGCAUUUGCAUUGCCGACCGGGCUGGCUUGGUGGAAAAGUAGGCCUCUGUCCCUGGGUCGCAGUCUGCCGUACUACCGAAGUUGGAGGGACCUUUCCAAAUAAUUUGGCAGUACGGUUUAGGAAACAGGCCUAUACCGCUAGACUCGACCAGGAGAUUCGGCCAAGGGAAUACAGGGCAAUGAGGCCGCAUCCGAUGGACUAUUGAUAUAUUUCAGCACCAACUUUGCAAUUUGCCUGGGCUUGCAUGGGGAUCUAAACCCUGCCAAGGCGCGGAAAGGCGCCGUAGAUCAUCCAGGCAGCAUACUACUUGUUAGAGUCUAUCACACUUGGCAGAAGUUUGGACCUUCUUGAGAAUGAUCAUGCCUUUUCCUUCGGGAAACACUGCUGUGAGAAUACCCAUGGGACGCAGCGAUGUCUAGGGAAAAGGGGACAUCGUUAAAAAGGGUGACUUCAUCAAGAGAAUCAGGUUUAAAGAUUCCAAUAAGGGAUCCUAACCUGGCCAGGCAUAAAGGGACGUUGUAGAU
Messenger RNA from Aspergillus ibericus CBS 121593, 2076 nucleotides. RefSeq lists its product as uncharacterized. Gene Ontology annotation, biological process: transmembrane transport; metal ion transport. The record is from RefSeq and is a predicted model, not a curated record. The coding region runs from base 26 to 1654 and encodes 542 amino acids. Gene Ontology annotation, molecular function: cobalt ion transmembrane transporter activity; cobalt ion binding; magnesium ion transmembrane transporter activity. NCBI's taxonomy places the organism in Eukaryota, Fungi, Ascomycota, Eurotiomycetes, Eurotiales, Aspergillaceae. Gene Ontology annotation, cellular component: membrane. The transcript has 8 exons.